Messenger RNA from Dicentrarchus labrax (European seabass), 3592 nucleotides. Its product is annotated as septin-9. The transcript has 11 exons. Gene Ontology annotation, cellular component: septin ring; microtubule cytoskeleton; septin complex. Lineage: Eukaryota; Metazoa; Chordata; Actinopteri; Moronidae. The record is from RefSeq and is a predicted model, not a curated record. Gene Ontology annotation, molecular function: molecular adaptor activity; GTPase activity; GTP binding. Gene Ontology annotation, biological process: cytoskeleton-dependent cytokinesis. Bases 278 to 2155 code for a protein of 625 amino acids.
CUGGAAGUUGAGAAGGAGGAGAAGAGAAAAAUAAGUUGCUGCUUUAAGGGAAGAGAGGAGAGAUAGAGAGAGGGUUUGGAUCAGUGAGCUGCUCAAAUCUUGUGUUGGUUUUUUUUUUUACCCCCUCCCCUUCUCUCUCUUCCCACGGGCUCCUAAUUUGGGAUUUGUUUAAAAGCGGGACUGCGCCCCAGGAAGACUUUUCCUUGCUGGGGAAAGGGAACCCUACUCCCUCUCUCUCGCACUAUACACACCCGCACAUACACACUUGCUCCCCAAAAUGUCUGAUUCCACUGUCAACGCUCACUUGGAAGGGAUCAUAUCAGACUUUGAAGCGCUGAAACGGUCGUUUGAGGUGGAGGAGACGGAUUCAUCCACACACCCUUCUCCCCUGUCUCGUCGGACCACCAACCCCCUCCGCUCAUCCACCUCCUCCACGUCCAGCCAGCGGAGCUACGACCUGAGUUCCCGCAACUCCGACUACUCCUCUACCAGAUCUUCCCCCUCCGAGUCCUCCAAUCCACGUUCCCCAAAGACCGGCAUGAGGCGUGUUGAGUUAUCAGGGGGUCGUAACCCUGACACAGCCUCUUCCCGCCGCACAGAAAUUUCUAUUGAGGUCUCCUCGAAGCAGAUCGACAACUCGCCCAGUGCUGGCAUCGCCCGCUUUGGCCUCAAGCGACCUGAGGUCAGCCUGAGCAGUCGGAGUACUCCCCUGGACAGCUCCUCCAACUCCAUCUCCAGCUCCACAAACAGGCGGGCAGAGCUGAGCAUGACGCGGCCCAGUGAGCCCCCCGCCCCUCCCAGGAGGAUGGAUGCCCAGCUGUCCUCAGCCCCAGUCUCAAGGAUCCCUGAGCCCCCUCAGAGAAGAGCAGAGCCCCCAUCCCCGAUCCUCAGCCCAGCUGAGGGGGCCCCCAGGAGGCCUGAGAUGCCGGUCUUCAGGCAGCCAGAUGGUUUGGUGGCAGGCAGUGCAGUGGAGAACAACAACCACCCGCCUCCUGCCCCUAGUGCUCCCCUGCCUUCCCUGGCAGAGCCAAGGGUGGAGAGGGUGCAGUCACCCGUCACAGAGCCGCCGCCCACAGCCCGACCAACAAACCGGCCGGAAGUGAUUUCCAGCUACAGCAGCAGUGCCAUGUCUGAGGCGGUGGUGCCGGAUGCUAUGGUGUCCCCAGCAGUGGGUGGACUUCAUGGGGAGAAGGCUGGUGGCCCUGCGGUGGACUUCAGUUAUGUGGGCAUUGACGCCAUUCUGGAGCAGAUGAGGAGGAAGGCCAUGAAGCAGGGCUUUGAGCUCAACAUUAUGGUCGUGGGACAGAGCGGCCUGGGAAAGUCUACUCUGAUGAACACGCUGUUCAAGUCUAAAGUCAGCCGUAAGUCGGUGCUGGCGACGGCCCAGGAGAAGAUCCCCAAAACGAUCGAAAUAAAGUCCAUCAGUCACGAUAUCGAGGAGAAGGGAGUGAGAAUGAAGCUGACAGUCAUUGACACACCAGGCUUUGGAGACCAGAUCAACAAUGAGAACUGCUGGCAGCCCAUCAUGAAGUUCAUUAAUGACCAGUACGAGGCGUACCUGCAAGAGGAGAUCAACAUCAACAGGAAGAAAAGGAUUCCAGACUCCAGAGUCCACUGCUGCAUAUACUUCAUCCCCCCGACCGGACACUGUCUGCGGCCUCUUGAUGUAGAAUUCAUGAGACGUCUCAGUAAGGUGGUCAACAUUGUCCCAGUCAUUGCCAAGGCAGACACGCUCACCCUGGAGGAGAGGGACUUCUUCAAAAAGAAGAUCAGGGAAGAGCUGCGAGCCAACGGGAUCGACGUGUACCCUCAGAAAGAAUUUGACGAGGAUGCCGAGGACAGAAUGAUCAACGAGAAGAUCAGGGAGAUGAUCCCAUUUGCUGUGGUGGGCAGCGACCAGGAGUACCAGGUCAAUGGCAGGAGGCUGCUGGGGAGGAAAACCAAGUGGGGAACCAUUGAAGUUGAGAACAUAGCCCACUGUGAGUUUGCCUAUUUACGGGAUCUCCUCAUCAGGACCCAUAUGCAGAACAUUAAGGACAUCACCAGCAGCAUCCACUAUGAAAUGUAUCGCGUGAGGCGCCUCAAUGAGAAUAACACGGUGAUGGCUCAUGCCAAUGGUAUCCCAGAACAUCAUCUUGCCGCCCACGAGAUGUAGACGCCACCUGCCCCUCGCUGCAGUUGACCUCAACUGGGUGUAACUCAUUUGCUAUGAGACUUUGAAUCUUCAUUGACAGUCUUCCCACCACUCCAGCCCUCCACUCCAUCCACCCCCAUCUCAUAGGUGGGAUAGAAACUUAAAAGCCUGCCAGAGGGACUUUAUUUUCAAUGACUUUCGGCAGCCGAACGGACCGUUCAUGUCAGUUUAUUGCCUCAUUAACAAACUCUAUCCUCUCACUACCGCUGACAAAGAGUCAAAGGAGAAGUUUCAUUCUUUGUAACGUGCAGCAGCUUGAUUUUUACCUGCUUCCAGAUCUUACAGUUAACCUUUGCGGUUUUUAUUUGGGGUGCCAAAGAUUAGGCAUCUGCCGAACUAGAACGGACUGACGCUCAAUAUCCGUCAACGUCAGAAUCGCCUUCCUCAGUAACAUGUUAAUCUCGUCCACUUUUACUUUAAGUUUGAUGUUUUUUAGCAGUGCUUAUAAGAAUUCAUACCUAACAGAAGCACCGUUUUCUGUCUUUAUGCACGCCGCUGUAUCAACGUAUGUGGGGAAGUGAUGAUAUUCAUUAUUGCACUUGAUCACUACAUAGUCUGUCAUUGACAAGCGUGAUGGAAAGGAUGCCGGGCAGCACUUUUCCCAACACGUGACACACAUACAGACACACCGGUCUGUCUGUGUGAUGCAGCGUCAUUCAGCUCUCUCCUCAUAGUAAAACAAAAAAAGGUUAUCAAAUAAGCACAUCGUAUGUUUGAGUUUAUCUUUUUUUUGUCACAAGCUGUGUUUCGCUUUAGCUGUUAAAUGUUCAUUUCAUGUUAAAUAUAGAUGUCAGGCCCUUGACAUCUUUUUUAAAUUCCCAAUAAUAAAUGUCAUUGUUUAUUAAUAGAAAUAUCUUAAGAGUGAUUUAAGAUGAAAAAGUAUUUAUGCACGGUAUAAAAUGUGAAAGUUUGCCAUUAGUUGUGGGCCACUUCUUCAGAUUAUCCACCCACACACAAAUACAUACACGCACACACACAAACACACACACACACACACACACACACACACACACACACACAUACUUUUUACUGCUUUUGGGCCCAUCAUAGUGCCUUAUUUAUUGGAGAAUGUUUGCUAGCAUGUUGGCUGAAACUGGAAAGAGAGCAGGUUUGUUGGCGCCAAGUCGAGCUACAUUUAGAUAUUUUUCAACCCUUUUCCCUCGUUUAUCUGGAAAAGAAAUCUAGUUUUCAAUUGACCAGUCCGCUCCUUUCUUCUAUUUUCCAUAAUAUACCAAGGAUCUGUUUGAACCAUAUAUAAUUCCCUAAGCUGUCACUGUCAUGCUCUGUCCUGUAUAUUCUUCUGUGUUCUGAUGCAUUUUUUUGUACUUGUAUUAUGAUAAUAACAAAUUUUUCCUUUUAUCUUAUUUUAAAGAAAUAAAGAUUAAAGUUGUAAAUAUA